GAAUAUGGCGAACCCCUAUGAAGACAACAAAACUUUCCCGGCCGUUGAUGUCAAUGACGUUCUUGAUCCGGGCAGCAAGAAGGAUUUUGAGGUCGAUCCUAUUUCCGCCGAAGUAGCUACUACAUUGGAGAUUAAGGAUAUUAAGGAACGAGUGAACAAAGCUGUACAAGAAGAAGAGGAGGAAAAUAACGAUGUCUUGCGACACCUGAAAUCGACAAUAAUUGUGUCGGCUAUUGUGGUGGCAGUUGCUGGAGCAAUAUUUGCUAUAACCAAGAAACUCAGAGAGAAAUGAGCAAUUUUUCGUUGGGCAUGAUUUUGCUAGUAAAAAAUAUUUUGUUAUAUUUUAAAGUUAA
Molecule: messenger RNA, 353 nt
Organism: Impatiens glandulifera
Lineage: Eukaryota; Viridiplantae; Streptophyta; Magnoliopsida; Ericales; Balsaminaceae
Exons: 2
Coding region: 5-292 (95 amino acids)
Source: RefSeq, a predicted model, not a curated record